AUGUCUUGCUACCCAACCCAAGGCUGUAUUCCUGAUAUAUGCCCACGUCCAUAUAUUGACGUCCGCAAUGAGCCGUGUAUCUCAUCAUGCGGAGAUUCGACUGCAGUGGUCUAUGCGCCACCAGUUGUUGUGAGAUUCCCAGGACCAACUAUGGCUACUUGUCCUCAAGACAGCUUCGUAGGAACUGCCUUACCAAACUUGCCACUUAGACCUGUGGGCUCAUCUGGUGCUGGUGGAGGUUUCAGUGGCUCAAUCGGUUCUGGGGGUAGUUACAGUGGUGGUUUUGGAGGAGGUUACAGUGGUGGCUAUGGGGGAAGUAACAGUGUUGUUUAUGGGGGUGGAGCCGGGGGUGGUUAUGGGGGUGGAGCCGGAGGUGGUUAUGGGGGUGGUUAUGGGGGUGGAGCUGGGGGUGGUUAUGGGGGUUGUUAUGGAGGCUCAUACGGUUCUGGGGGCUCAUGUGGUUAUAGCAGGAAGUCAUAUCGUAGCAUUUCUAGGGGAGGAUAUUCUGGAAACUGUGGGCCAUGUUAA
Messenger RNA from Mauremys mutica (yellowpond turtle), 528 nucleotides. Its product is annotated as scale keratin-like. The coding region runs from base 1 to 528 and encodes 175 amino acids. The record is from RefSeq and is a predicted model, not a curated record. Gene Ontology annotation, cellular component: intermediate filament. Lineage: Eukaryota; Metazoa; Chordata; Testudines; Geoemydidae. Gene Ontology annotation, molecular function: structural constituent of cytoskeleton. The transcript has a single exon.